Messenger RNA from Nerophis lumbriciformis (worm pipefish), 4518 nucleotides. The record is from RefSeq and is a predicted model, not a curated record. NCBI's taxonomy places the organism in Eukaryota, Metazoa, Chordata, Actinopteri, Syngnathiformes, Syngnathidae.
AUGGCCGAGCGGGGAGCUCUGUGGCUCCUCUCCUGUCUCACCUUUCUGUGCACGGAGAGUACGGCGGCCAAGCAUGUCGACAAAGCAUCAGCAGCACAGCCUUUCAGCCCAUUCUGGUUCACAGUGGAGCCCCAGGACGUGGUGGCCAUUCGAGGGAACUCUGCGCUGCUCAACUGUUCGGCACACAGCGACGUAACCGCGCCAGCACGCAUAGAGUGGAAGAAAGACGGCACCUUCAUGAGUCUGGUUUCGGAUGAGAGACGGCGAAUACUUCCUGAUGGUUCCCUAUUCUUCACCCAUGUAGUUCACUCAAAGCACAACAAACCUGAUGAGGGCACUUACCAGUGUGUGGCCACCAUUGAAAACCUGGGAUCCAUUUCUAGUCGCACAGCACACCUCUAUGUUGCAGGAAUGCCCAGGUUCGCCAGCCAGCCAGCACCUACCACUGUGCGUCAAGGUGACAGCCAAAUCAUGGCCUGUGAGGUCAACACAGACCUGGUGCCUUUCACCCGCUGGGAGAAAGAUCGUCAGCCCCUGGAGCUCAACUCAAGGCUGGUCCAGCUAUCCACUGGUGCCUUGGUCAUCAGCAAUGCCACAGAAAGUGAUUCUGGUCUUUACCGCUGCUUAGUGGAGAAUGUGGGGUCAUCAAAGUCCAGCGAAGAGGCACAGCUCCAGAUCCUGCCUGAAACUGGAGAUGAGAGAAAGAUGGAGUUCCUUGUGCAGCCUGUGCCUGUGACUAAGGUGCUGGGCACCAGUGUUUUGCUGCCCUGUGUGGCCACGGGUUUUCCAACACCACAUGUGCGAUGGAUGUUUCAAGAUAAACUGCUUGAGGAAAGUGAGGGCCACAGAGAAUUGCUUGGAGGUGGCAGUCUUCAGAUAUUCAAUCUCAAAGAGGACGACGCUGGCAUCUACACCUGUGUGGCUGACAACGCCAAUGCAACAAUCGAAGCCCAGGCUCAACUCACUGUGCAAGUUCCUCCCCAGUAUGUGAAAAGGCCAGCCAACAUUUAUGCCCAUGAGUCCAUGGACAUCGUGUUUGAGUGCGAAGUCAGCGGUGCCCCAGCCCCCACUGUGAAAUGGGUGAAGAAUGGCGAUGCUGUUAUUCCAAGUGACUACUUCAAAAUUAUUAAAGAACAUGAUCUACAGGUUCUAGGCCUGGUCAAAUCUGAUGAGGGUUUCUACCAGUGUCUGGCAGAAAAUGAUGCAGGAAACAUUCAAUCCAGCGCCCAACUCAUCAUCUUGGAUCACGACGUAGCCCUGCCCCCACUCCCUCCCCCCUCACUGACUCCUAACACUACUGACCAUGUAACGCCAGGCUCUGGGGGUGUAGCUGGUCCAGCGGGACCCACUCCCUCCGCCCCCCGCGAUGUCGUGGCUUCGCUGGUUUCCACCCGCUUCAUCAAGCUUACCUGGCGCCCGCCGGCUGAACCGCACGGAGACGAGCUAACCUACUCUGUUUUCUACAGCCAGGAGGGCAUAAGCAGGGAGCGAGUUGUAAAUACAAGCCGGCCAGGGGAGUUGCAGGUCACCAUCCAGAGCCUGAUGCCAGACACCAAAUAUCGCUUUAGAGUUGUUGCUCAUAACAUCAACGGCCACGGGGAAAGCUCUGCCGGACUAAAGGUGGCCACCCAGGCUGAAGUUCAAGUACCCGGCCCGGCCCCAAAUCUGCAGGCGGCAUCGAAUACACCUACCUCUGUCACUCUGAGUUGGGAGAAACCCCUGACUGGCAAUGGAGAGGUCCUCACCUACAAGUUGUAUUACACCGACAAAAGCAUUGGCAAUGAACAGGACGUUGACGUGGAUGGUGUAUCGUAUACCAUGACCGGGCUGAAGAAAAACACACAGUACAGUUUCCGUGUGGUUGCAAACAACAAGCACGGUCCAGGUGUCUCUACUGAUGAUAUAAUGGUCCGCACACUGUCUGACGUGCCAAGUGCCCCUCCUCAAAAUUUCACUCUGGAGGUUCAGAACUCAAAGAGCAUCAUGCUUCGGUGGCAGCCCCCGCCCUUAAAUUCCCAGAAUGGAGAAAUCACUGGAUACAAGAUCCGAUACCGCAAAGGAUCACGGAGAAGUGAGGCAGCUGACACCACCGGGGGGACCCAGCUUUCCAAGCUUAUUGAUGGUCUCGAGCGUGGGACAGAAUAUUCCUUCCGGGUAGCUGCCAUAACCGUGAACGGCACGGGCCCAGCCACUGACUGGACUACAGCAGAGACAUUUGAAAGUGACCUGGAUGAAUCUCGGGUCCCAGACCAGCCCAGCUCUCUACAUGUCCGUCCGCUGGUCAACAGCAUAGUGGUGAGCUGGACGCCACCAGAGAACCAGGAUAUUGUCGUACGUGGCUACAGUAUUGGCUACGGCAUUGGCAGCCCUCAUGCUCAGACCAUCAAAGUAGAUUACAAGCAGCGCUACUACACUAUUGAAAACCUUGACCCCAGCUCCCAUUAUGUGAUCACACUCAAGGCCUUCAACAACGUUGGUGAAGGGAUUCCUGUAUAUGAGAGCGCCAUCACAAGGCCACAGUCAGACCCCAUAGACCCUGAUGUUGACCUGUACGAACUCUUCCAUGCUCCAUACACCCCAGUACCAGAUCCCACUCCUAUGAUGCCACCUGUGGGUGUUCAGGCGUCUGUGCUGAGCCACGACACCAUCAAGGUGACCUGGGCGGACAACUCGCUGCCCAAGAACCAAAAGAUCACCGAUAACCGCUACUACACAGUGCGAUGGAAGACCAACAUUCCUGCCAACACUAAAAUGAAGAUGGCCAACACCACUAGCCUGAACCAUGUGGUGACAGGACUGAAGCCCAAUACGCUGUACGAGUUCUCCGUUAUGGUGACCAAAGGCCGACGCACCAGUACAUGGAGCAUGACAGCACAGGGAACCACGUUUGAAACCAUUCCCAGCUCCUCCCCCAAAGAUGUGACAGUGGUGAGCAAAGAGAACAAACCUCGGACUAUCAUCAUCAAUUGGCAGCCUCCCUCAGAGGCCAACGGAAAGAUCACUGGUUACAUCAUCUACUACAGCACAGAUGUCAAUGCUGAGGAUCACGACUGGGUUGUUGAACCUGUGGUGGGCAACCGCUUGACCCACCAGAUCCAGGACCUGACUCUAGACACAACAUACUACUUCAAGAUUGAGGCUCGAAACUCAAAGGGCAUGGGCCCAACAUCUGAGGCCGUACAGUUUAGAACCCCAAAGACUGAAUCCUCUGACAAAAUGGCUAAUGACCAAGCAUCAAAUCUUCCAUCAAAGCCUGGACCUCCAGGCAACCAACUUCCCCUUGAUCCUGGAUCAGCAGUUGGAAAAGGAAUGGGAAACAGUGAAAAUCACAUCCUGGUCAUCGUCAUCAUCAUCUCAGUGGGAGCGUUCACCAUCAUCUUGGUGGUUGUGGGGGCUUUCCUGUGCACAAGGCGCACCACUUCACACCAGAAAAAGAAGCGGGCAGCCUCCAAGUCCUCCAAUGGCUCACACAAAUACAAAGGCAACUCCAAGGACCUGAAACCGCCUGAUCUCUGGAUCCACCACGAGCGACUGGAGCUCAAACCAAUGGACAAGUCACCAGAGCCAAACCCAGUCAUGACUGAAACACCAAUCCCCCGCACUUCCCAAGACAUUACGCCAGCUGACAGCGGCAUGGACAGCAACUCCCACCUACAGCAGAGGCGAAACUCCUACCGUGGCCAUGAAUCAGAGGACAGCAUGUCGACCCUUGCAGGCCGGCGGGGGAUGAGGCCUAAAAUGAUGAUGCCUUUUGAUGCACAGCCUCCUCAGCCUGUAAUUAGUGCUCAUCCCAUCCAUUCCCUCGAUAACCAUCAGCACCAUUAUCACAUGGGCAGCCUGGCGUCGCCCACGCGCAGCUACCUCUACCACCAAGGCGGCGGGCACCCUCGCUCAUAUGCCUGCAGCCCCAUCUCCCAUCUAGACAGGGUGGACUCCACAGAAUCGGUGAGGAAUACACCUUGUUCAGAGCCUCUUCCUCCAGCCGCUUCGUCCUCGCAGGCCUCCUGCCCCUCAGAGAUCUUGGCCGACCCCGAGGGCAGCUACCACGGCUCCACCACCACAGAGGAGGAGUCCUGCUACACCAGCAACCUGCCACCCCUGCGCUCGGCCCACCCGCAUGCCCACGCUCACCCUCUGAAGAGCUUCGCCGUGCCUGCCGUGCCACCUUCGAGUCACCCUUGCUUCGAGUCUCCUGCCCUGCCUAGCACUCCUUUGCUAGCUCAGACUGGGCCUCCCUCACAUCCCCAUGUGGUUAAAACAGCCUCCAUCGGGACUCUAGGAAGGACUCGAACGCCAAUGAUGGUCAAUGUUCCUAACGCCCCCGACGUACCUGAGACCAGCAAGAUGCUGGAAGACGUCGAUAGCGUGCUUGCCUCCCUGCCCCCCUGCCCCUCCCCCGCCCCUCGCAGUAACCCUGUUCCUCUCCCUCAGAGCUACGAGCCCGACGAGCUGACUGAGGAAAUGGCCCACUUGGAAGGUCUCAUGAAAGACCUCAACGCCAUCACCACAGCGCCAUGA